GAAAAAAAAAAAAAAAAAAAACCAAGUGGAGAGAGAGAAGGUAGUUGUAAAACCGCUAAACUGCUUUGUGUUAGAGACCAGUCAAAUAAAUUAAAGCCCAGUUCCAUAGUCUUGUAUAUAAGUCAUAACCAUAAAAACCAUAUUCAUAUUAUAAGGUGAAACAUUGGAACUCAAAAAAUCACAAGCCAAAGGCAAGUACAGAAAGAAAAAAAAAAAACAUCAUUUGUACAAGAAGAAAGAGAGUAAUUAAAUCUGGUGAAUAAUCCUAAGUUAUGGAGUCUGUGGUGUGUGAGCUAGAAGGCACGCUUGUGAAGGACAAGGAUGCGUUCUCAUACUUCAUGUUGGUUGCGUUUGAAGCUUCAGGUUUGGUUCGUUUCGCCUUGUUGCUAACACUAUUGCCCGUGAUUCGGUUCCUUGACAUGGUUGGCAUGAACGAUGCAUCUCUCAAGCUAAUGAUCUUCGUGGCUGUGGCUGGUGUUCCAAAGUCCGAGAUUGAAUCAGUGGCUAGGGCAGUUUUGCCGAAGUUCUACAUGGAUGAUCUUGACAUGGACACAUGGAGGGUGUUCAGCAACUACGACAAGAGGGUCGUGGUGACCAAGACGCCAAAGAUUAUGGUAGAGAGGUUCGUGAAGGAGCAUCUACGUGCUGGUGAGGUCAUUGGGACCGAACUCUCCUUCAAUAGGUUUGGCUUUGCGACGGGUUUCGUCCUUGGUCACUCCAACAAUACCAUUUCUGAAAGGGUUGCCAACUUUUUCGACAAUGAAGCGCCAACUUUGGUUAUGGAUCAAUUAAAUCCACCGAAUUCGGCAAACCAAAACUUUAACCACCAGCUGCUCCGGCCACUUCCGGUGAUCUUCCACGACGGCCGCCUCGUGAAGCGGCCGACGCCAUCCACCUCCCUCCUAAUCCUCCUAUGGAUUCCUGUGGGCAUUGUACUAGCCAUAAUCCGCAUAGCCAUGGGCUCUAUUCUACCCUUUUGGGCCAUUCCACACAUCUCAAGGCUAUUCGGCGGCAAGGUCAUCGUAAAGGGAAAACCACCCCUCCCUCCCUCCGGCGGCAAUUCUGGUGUGCUCUACGUCUGCACCCACCGCACCCUAAUGGAUCCCGUCGUCCUCUCCUCCGUCCUCCGCCGCAAAAUCCCCGCCGUCACGUACUCCAUCUCACGCCUUUCAGAGAUCCUUUCCCCCAUCCCCACCGUGAGGCUCACAAGAUCACGCGACAUAGACGCCGAAAAAAUCAAACUUGAGCUAUCCAAAGGUGACCUAGUAGUGUGUCCCGAAGGAACAACAUGUCGUGAGCCUUUCCUUUUAAGGUUCAGUGGUCUUUUUGCUGAACUAACCGACCGGAUAGUGCCAGUGGCAAUGAACUAUAGGGUAGGGUUCUUCCAUGCAACCACCGCGAGGGGUUGGAAGGGUUUGGACCCCAUUUUCUUCUUCAUGAACCCUAGACCGGUGUACGAGGUUACUUUCCUUAACCAGUUGCCGGUUGAAGCUACGUGUUCUUCGGGGAAGAGUCCACACGACGUGGCUAACUAUGUCCAGAGAAUAUUGGCGGCUACGCUAGGGUUUGAGUGCACCAACUUUACGAGGAAGGAUAAGUAUAGGGUGCUUGCGGGGAAUGAUGGCACUGUGUCUCCUACUUAUUCUUUCUUUGAUCAGAUGGUGAAGGUGGUGAGAACGUUCAUACGGUGAAAAUAAAAUUGCAGCACUAGUUUGAAAGAUUGAUUAAUUAUUUUAUUUUGUUGAUUUGUAUAAUGGAUGCAUGGAUGCACCAGCUUGUGUAUUGAACAUCAUAAAUUUGUGUAUUUUAUAUAUACCUACCUGUAGAUUAAAAUAUAUGGAUUGUUUGGAAUUUGGUUGGUUCUGUCAA
Messenger RNA from Glycine soja, 1869 nucleotides. Its product is annotated as glycerol-3-phosphate acyltransferase 5-like. Lineage: Eukaryota; Viridiplantae; Streptophyta; Magnoliopsida; Fabales; Fabaceae. Gene Ontology annotation, molecular function: phosphatase activity; glycerol-3-phosphate 2-O-acyltransferase activity. The transcript has 2 exons. Gene Ontology annotation, cellular component: membrane. Gene Ontology annotation, biological process: cutin biosynthetic process. The record is from RefSeq and is a predicted model, not a curated record. The coding region runs from base 273 to 1691 and encodes 472 amino acids.